This is a messenger RNA of Salarias fasciatus (jewelled blenny), 1329 nucleotides long. RefSeq names its product thioredoxin domain containing 9 (gene txndc9). Bases 74 to 742 code for a protein of 222 amino acids. The record is from RefSeq and is a predicted model, not a curated record. The transcript is spliced from 5 exons. Lineage: Eukaryota; Metazoa; Chordata; Actinopteri; Blenniiformes; Blenniidae.
GUUACUUCCGGGUCAAUUGUUUCGCGCAAAGUGCCGCUUCGUCUUGUACGUCUCGACAGAUACUGAGAGAGUGAUGGCCAACCAAACCAUGGACAUUAUAGCCAAAGCUCUGGAGCAGUCGGCCAAGCUGGUGGAGGAGGAGGUGGACGCCCAGCUAACCAAGCUGAAUGAGAUGGAUGAAGACGAUCUGGAGAGACUGAAGGAGAGGCGACUAGAGGCGCUGAAAAAAGCCCAGAAACAGAAGCAGGAGUGGUUGUCUAAAGGCCACGGAGAGUACACAGAAAUCUCCAGUGAGAGGGACUUUUUCACUGAGGUGAAGGAGAACAAGAACGUUGUCUGCCACUUCUACAGAAGUUCAACCAUGAGAUGCAAGAUCCUCGACAAACAUCUGGCCAUUCUGGCAAAGAAGCACCUCGAGACCAAAUUCAUCAAACUGAAUGCAGAGAAGGCCCCGUUCCUCUCAGAGAGGCUCCGGAUCAAAGUCCUGCCCACGCUGGCUCUGGUCCUCGACGGCAAGACCAAGGACUACGUGGUGGGAUUCACUGACCUCGGCAACACAGACGACUUCUCCACAGAGGUGCUGGAAUGGAGGCUCGGCUGUGCCAGCAUCAUCAACUACAGUGGCAGCCUGCUUGAACCUCCAACCAAGACCCAGAGAUCGGGUUCGAAGUUCUCCAGAGUGGAGAAGAAGACCAUCAGAGGGCGGGGCUACGACUCCGACUCGGACUCUGGAGACGACUGAGGCGUCGGACAGCCAGAUGGUUUUCUCUCUCAGGGCAACCUCAGCAGUAGAAGUCUUUGAUUCCUCCUCUUCAGUUCAUCCUCCCUGAUCGCUCCAUUAUGACCAUCUUUUAAACAUCUGAAUGUCUGAGUCUGAGAUUGGAUAAAGGGUUUUUGGACAGCUGCGUCUUCUAUUUAUUACUGACAAAAACAAUUCCUGUUUGGUGUGACUGAUUACUUUAGGAAUUUCACUCUGAAUUGCAAGUCUUGUUUUCGUGGUUGAUCCUCCUGCCUCAUGUAAAUCUGUCGGCCUCAUCAGAAGGGCAGGAUUACUAUUACAACCCAUCAUCAGCAGGGUAAAACUAACUUGUCUCUCGACGGUCUAAAACCAGCUCACAUUCCCUGUUAGUGGGAGAACAAUCCGCUUGGCGAAUUCUGCUUCAGUGAUGGGAAGAGCCGACAUCAAAGGAGCAACAAAACGACAUCGCUAUGAACGCUUGCAUGUCGGUGCCAAUGUUUUCCAUCACCAUACAUUUUUACAUGACAGUUCCUUGUAGCAAGGGUUUCACAACAUGCAGACAAAUAAAACCGUUUUGGACAAAAAGAAAA